Messenger RNA from Cuculus canorus (common cuckoo), 3101 nucleotides. RefSeq names its product family with sequence similarity 181 member A (gene FAM181A). The record is from RefSeq and is a predicted model, not a curated record. The coding region runs from base 200 to 1069 and encodes 289 amino acids. The transcript has 2 exons. NCBI's taxonomy places the organism in Eukaryota, Metazoa, Chordata, Aves, Cuculiformes, Cuculidae.
CGGGCCCUGGCUGCCUCCACUGAGGUUGGUGGUGUGUAACCUGCCUAACGAGAUUAGUGGGGAAAGGGCUCUUCUCUGCAACAACGUCGCAGCCAACAGCACCGGUGAGAAAAGCCACCGUGUGCCGGGUUUGCCAAGGUUUGUCAGAAGGUGGAUUAAACACUUUUCAUGGGAAACUCCAUGCAGUGCAUCCAGUGAGAUGGCAUCAGACAGUGAGGUAAAAACUCUGCUGAACUUUGUCAACCUGGCCUCCAGCGACAUCAAAGCAGCUCUGGAUAAAUCAGCCCCUUGUCGCCGGUCGGUCGACCACAGAAAAUACUUGCAGAAACAGCUGAAGCGGUUUUCUCAGAAGUACUCCCGGAUCCCGCGGUGCCACGCCAGCAAACCCCCGGAGUGCAGCUGGCGCAGGGGGGCAGAGGACCGUGGCCGUGGCCCCCAGCCCGAGGCACCUGACCCCAGCCCCCAUGGAGGGGCAGCCACCGGGAAGGCGCUGCGGACAGCCGAGGUGGAAGAGAGCCUUGCUGGGGAACGGCUUGUGCAGGAGCAGAACCCCGAGGCUGCCCAGCCAGACCAGGUGCCCAUGAGGAAGCGACAGCUUCCUGCCUCCUUCUGGGAAGAACCACGGCCAGCCCAGACUUUGCCGGCCAGAGCCUUCCCAGCUGGCCCAGACGUGCUCCUGGCUCCCCGAGAUUCUCCUUCCUACGAGGGGAAGAAAAGCAAACGGAGCGUGGAGGCUGCUGGCCCAGAGAACCCUCCUGAGCCUGCCCUGUGUGCUGGGGACAAGGACCCCGCUGGAGUCCUCUCGGGUCGUGUGGGCGCCUGGACUUGCUGCCCUUUCCCCUGCCCCGGGCCGGGGGUGUUCCAGCCCCCCAGCACGCUGCCCCUGUCGCCCUUCCCAGGGCUGGGGCUGUGGAGGAAGAGUGCAGCUGUACUGCCGGCAGAGGUGCCGCACUUCUGCAAGGAGGCUGAUGGUGCAGGGCAGAAACUCUACAAACCCGUGGUUUUGAAACCCAUCCCCACCAAGCCCACCGUUCCCCCACCGAUCUUCAAUGUUUUCAGCUAUCUUUAGCUGAGGGAGUGUGGGAGUCACACUGACACACGACGGCUCCUCAGAGUGAAUCGAGAUGCCCAGUUGAAUGUCAGGCAUGAGCCACUGGCAGAGUGGAGCGGCAUGCGGGAAGGAAUCCAGCGGUCCCACCCGUGUCCCUGUGGGCAGGCUGGGGCAAAUUAGUAACUGUUAUGAAGCUGCUCGGGCUCUACUCUCCUCUCAGUACAUGGAUGCAAAUUGGGAAUAAGCCUUAUGUAGCCCGUGGCAUGGAGCAUGAGGCAAACCAGGGCUCUUUCAUUGAUGGGCAUUGUCUGAGCUGUGGUGAGCGGGGCUGCGGGCCAUUCAUAGAUGCACUUGUAACACCUAGGAGACCUACUCCAUGUGGGAACGUCUUUCCAGGGUUGCCCUGUGGCAGCAGCAGUGAAAUGAAAUGAAUUAAGCCCAUUCAAAGAGUUUUUGUACUUUAAAGUAAUUCCAGAGAAGUCAAGAUAUUCAGGUCACUUCCUUUUGCGUGCAAGAGACUGGAAGGACAGUAUUUAAUGUAGAAACUGCACUUGUGAAUUGAUUUAAGCUUUUCUUGUAUGUAAAUACUGAGAGAAUUAAAAGAAAAAAAUAAGGGAAGAAAGGAGGUAAUUUUAUUUUGGUGAUUCUACAAAUGCAGUCUGUUUAUUUUUGUCCCACUGGGUAGACACAUGUUUGGUUUUCAGCUACUGGGUAGAUAUGAGGGAUGAAAUCUCUGCCUAUUCAGAGUGAAGUAAAAUCAAAAGUUAUUCUGGGGCCGGGAAAUUAGCUAGUGUUAAGCUGGGGCAAAUGGAAGCAGGAUGAAUUUUCACAUGAGGAAUUGUUCUGCAUCAAUAAAACAAAUGAGAAAUUGUAUUGGUUGAUUACAAAACCAUAAAAUAUGAUAGAAGGAAAAAGUGUAUAGAAUAGUCUACCUUGAUUUCUGGCUCACAGACAUCUUUUAUUUUGCCUCAUUUUUAAAUGCUCUCACAAAUCCUAGCUGCAAAUUAUUUACUUGGUAUUUUCCUAACUAUUUUAAUAAAUUGGCAUUAGAAAAGUUAAAAGGGGAUUCUUUUAAGCUAGAUUUCUCUUAAACCCAUGGGGAAAGUGGUGCUAAGGCACAGAACAUGAGAUCUGAAAGGUUCAAUACUGCAGGCCUAUGUAUCUAUUCAGUUAUACUAGGGUAAAUCACUGAGGUCGAGAGAAGUGUAUUACGGGGAUAAAAGGGCCAGAGAACGGACAUCUGUAUCUCCCAGGGCCUAAACCUGCUCUUGCUGAAGCUAAUGGGAACUCCUCCAAGGAUUCAAUAAAAAGUGGCCUCGAUCAUCUUGGUUUAUGCUUAGCGUAACUUCCUAUGUCUCUUGGUAUCUCCAUAAGAGGAAAACCAGGCAACACUUCUUUCGAGUGCAUUGCAGCAAUGAAAGAAUUAUCAUCUUAAGCAACUGUAGAGUAUCAUUUUCGAUCUUCUGAUGAGGCUUGGUGCUAUAUAACCAAGUUGCACCUUUUGUUAAGAUGUGACCUCCUCUCAGGCUAAAAGCAGCUCAUUCGUUCCCCAGACCUUGCAGCAUAGUCCACCAGUGUUUACUUUUAUGGAAACAAUGGCUGUGUUAGUCCAGCAGGCCAAAAGUAGAAACAGAGUUGACUUUCAUUGCUUUCUCCCUGCUACAAGCACUUACUAUACCUAUCAAGCCUGUAUAGACAAAUCCUAUAGGGGAGAGAGCAGGAAAUGUUUUGGUAGCCCAUACCUGCAGCCACAUAUAAGGAGCAAGGUAAUAAAGAAAUGAUCUAAGGGUUAAAGACGUCAAAUUAGCUCUUGAUCCAGAAGUGAAGAUAUUAACAUGCUUGGAUGUCUUCCCCUUUUUGUCUUUUUGAAAAACAGUCUCCACAAGGGGACUCUGUCCAUCUCCACGAGGAUAUUCUAACAGAAACCGGAUGUAGUACCCCAUUUGAAGUCAAUUGGAGGAGAAAUAUAGCUCUUAAUUUGCAGAGAUGUAGGCAAGGAAAUUUUUACAUGGAAAUAUGGGUGCUUUUGCACACUGAUAGCUCUGUGUAA